AAUAAACUCAUAGUGUGGUAAACUGAGGACUCGGUGCUGGUGCUCAGGCGCCGGUGGGUGGUGACUGUCACUGCCGCAGAGAUCACGAUAUCCGCCGGUUCCUGCUGGGAGAUGGAGUGUGUCUUGAUCUCUCUGAGUUAAUGGAUGAGUGUUUCACUGAUGUCCUCAUAGCGGGCUCGAUCACACCACGGAUCAGAUGACAAUGAUCUCUCCCACUUUAGAUAUCCCUAGAUCUGAAGAGGGAGACAAUGUGCACGUUUCGGAAAGCCUGCUGUCCUGUCAUGAGGAUAGGGAUAAGUCUGAUGUAUCUCUUGAGUUGCAUUUGGAGGCUCUGAAGGCCAAACGCAAGCAGCAUCUGGAGAAACUAGAGCUCCGGCACCAGAAUGGCCUGGAGAAGAGGCUCCUGCAGAACUCCCUGCUCACUUCAAGCACCGAAUGGAUACUGAAAUCCAAAAUACCCCAGCAGAGCAUCAGCCAUCAUGAUAGGCCCAACUCAGAGAACGGCAGACACCCCAGUUCAAAGGUGAUUCUCCAGAAUUUGACCUCAAAUGGAUUUAAAGCACCAAGAGCUACUGGAACUAAUUCUUUGGGAACAGUGCCAGAGCGACCGAGGAAGCCUCUCCCUCAGGAUUCACGGAAAGCCAAAGAGGAGGCAGACCUGGCUGAGUGUCAGAAACAGUUUCGCGUCGCUCCCGUCCCUGAGCACAUCUCAAAGCCUCUUUAUGAGGACCUCAUCCAUGAACAAGAGCGCUUGAGGAAGGAAGGUCGCGAGCAGAGGAGAGAUUUCCUCUUGACCACGCAGAAGCCCUUCAGGUUCCACAAGAAGCAGGAGAAGAAGCGAGAGAGGCUGAAGGAGGAGACGGCCUCUGCUGAUAAAAGUGAAAAAACAGAACCAGUUUGUGUGAGGAAACCUAUACCGAAAGCGGUCUUAGACCCCAGCUUCUCUGAGCAAAUGAGAGAGCAGGAGCAGCGAAGGAAGAUUCGCAUUCAUCUGAGAGCUCAGGAGACUCUGAAAGCCUCCUCAGCACCCAUUCAGAGACAGGAACCCAGUGCAGAUAGACAGACACGCAGUGCUCAGAAGAGCAAAAGCAAGAUGCUGGGUUACUUGGACCAGAAGCUGUCCUUCAGACCUAAAACUAACACUACCGUGCCUGACUUUGAUAAGCUUUACCAGGCCUUUCAACAAAAGGCAAUGGAGGCUGCAGAGAGGAGAGAUGUCACUCACUGUAAACCUUUCCAGCUGCGCACAUCCACGCUACAGCCACGCCACAGGAGCCCAGAAAACCCACAGAAAUCUAGAGACAAGACGAAUCUAAAGAGAAGCAGUUCAUUUGGUGGCCUGACAUCACUGUCGAUGGACACUCUUCCAACUUACAUAACAGAUGCGGCCAGGAAGAGAUCCAUGGCUGUAAGGAGAUCUUUGGAGCUGAAGGACCUGAAGGAGCAGGAGAAUGCAAAGUGGAUGAAGGAGCACAGAAUCAAGUCUCAAGCUAUGAGCAGGGCAGUAGCAAUGAGAGCCAAGGCAAUGGACCCUCAUAAAAGUCUUAAAGAGGUCUACCAGGAGAAACUCAAACAGAACCGGCAAGCUGAUCUGGAGAGGAUGAAAGAUUAUCAGAAAGAGCUGAAAGAGAUCAAAACCAGAGUAACGUCUCGCCCGUACCUGUUUGAGCAGGUGUCACAGAAAAAUGCCAAGAAUAAUGCUGAACGCAGAUACAGGAAUACUUUGGAACAAGCAGGUCUGGACGAAAAUUUUGUGAGAUCAAAGGGAGAAACAAAUAAAGCCAUCCAUGUGGACAAUGAGUCUGCGGAUGAGGAUCAUGACAGCACUGAAAGCCAAACCCAGGAGAGUGCAGGAAGUGGGGAAGACAGUGUCACAAAUGAGGAGGAAAAAGAAGAGAAUGUGGAAACCAAAGGGGAAGAGUUGUGCUGACAGACGCGGUUGGUGGGCCAGCGUAUUUCAUCCAUAUUCCAUAUGUGCAGGGGAGACUGUGGUCAGACAACAAAUUGUUGACAGAUCAUUUCAGUUAUGUGCAUGAUUUACUUGAAUACAGAUUUUAUUUUUUAGUACUGUAUAUUGUGCCAGUGAAUCAGUGUGGGUCUUUAUAGAGCUGAGCCCUCUUGUUUGUUAAAGUUUUUGUUCAAUAGAGAAAGGAUUCAAUAAAUUCCAUAUGUAUUUUUAAUGAAACAGAAAAUCAAAAGCAAGUUUAAUUGUAUGAUUCUAAGCAUGUUAUGGGGGCUACCGACCCAACAAAGGAAUAAGUAACUAAAAAACACUUGGCAACCAGAGGAGCUGCAUAUUAAAAGCAGUUUAUUUGCUCGAGGUCUACUUACUGCACAUUAAAUCAUCUUGUAAACCACAGAAACAGAUCUUGGGUUUGGUGUUGGGCACCCUCAGGGUUUGCAAACAGUAAACUGGGGAAGCCUUGUCUUGGCACGAACACAUCUUCCACCUUGGGUCUGUUAAAUGUGGCUUUGAACGUCUGCUAUAAUUAUGAUUAUAAUUAAUUAUAAUUAUGAACUAUAACUGUCACAGCAACUAGCUUUAUUCACGAAACUCCAUUUGAAUGAGUACACAAAUAUCAUUCUAAGAGAAGUCUUCUUUAGCACAAGGCCCAUCUGAAAUUCUCAUUCCUGAAGUCAGGUUAUUUUGAGAGUCAUUGCACUGGUUGGGUAAACAGCCCUGAACAUUUAUCCUCUAUUGGAAAAAGAGCUUGUGCUAGUGUAUUUGGCCACAUCAAGAGCUUUUUACUCCAACUGGCUUCUUCAGUCCUGGUUGGAUGUUCUGUGUUUUUUUUAAGGAAUUAAAGGAAUUUGUGUUUCUGUGUAUAGGGAUGGAAAGUUCUUAGUUAUUUUAAAGAUUUUGAAGCAUAAUUUCUGCUUUUGCUGUUACAUGAUGAUCUCAAGAUGGAACAUAAUUACUUUAAACAAGCCUUGUAGCAUGCAGUUUAUUUUAAAGGCUAAAUUUUAACUUUUGGUGAAAAUAUGAUGGCAAGUCUUGUCUAUUUUGUUGUACAACUUGUAUAUUUAGUGGUUGAAAGAGUGAUGAAACUGAAAAAUUAAAUGAGUCAACUGCACAUUUGAAGAUGACUACCCAGUUUCACCUCAUGAUACCCAUUCAUUCUGUUUCGGAAAUUCCUUUUUUGUUUUGGAUAAA
Carassius gibelio (silver crucian carp) is the source of this 3154-nucleotide messenger RNA. It is a transcript of the gene fam161b, whose product is annotated as FAM161 centrosomal protein B. Gene Ontology annotation, cellular component: cilium. Gene Ontology annotation, biological process: cilium organization. NCBI's taxonomy places the organism in Eukaryota, Metazoa, Chordata, Actinopteri, Cypriniformes, Cyprinidae. The coding region runs from base 197 to 1930 and encodes 577 amino acids. The transcript has 9 exons. The record is from RefSeq and is a predicted model, not a curated record.